UAAAUUAUUAUAAUAAAAAAAAAUAAAAUGAUAAUCAAUGAAAAAUGUGAAUUAAUUAUCUAUGAUAAAACGUGGAAAUAACACAAUUCCAACAUGGAGGCCAAUCUACGUCUGAACUCUGCGUAAGUAUUAUCUCAAAAUUUGAACUUGAUUUUGCAAUGUACAUUUAUUCUAUUUUACACCUCGAUUAUUAUUCUCUUACGAUGGAUGCUUUGAACAAUUCCACAUAUAUGACUGAAUUUGUCAAGCUGGAUUUCCUUAAAUUUAGUAGCGAUGACAGUGCCUACAUAGGGAAAUUGCAGAAUUUCUUCAACACCAGCAAGAUCUUCAACGGAGAAAAGGCCGCUUUAUUUCUCCGAAGUCUUCCUGAUGACGAAUUCAAUAAUAUUGGGGCAAUUUGCACUGAGGCAGACUUCCAGGACCCAAUCGCUCUGCUUGGCAAAUUCAAGUUACAACAUCCAUCGAAGACUGAGAAUGCUAAACUAUCAUUAUUUUAUGCUGCAACUCAAGGUAAGGAUGAGACGUUCUCGGCUUGGGUCACGCGCGUAUAACGAAUCAAUAAAGAAUGUAAAUUCAAUGGCAUUCAGAGAAUUAUUAAGAAAGUUAGAGUAUCUUCGAAUUCCAAAGAUGUCAGGAAAGCGGUCAAGGCUCUAUGACUAUAGAAGACCAAGGAUCCAAACCGAAACGAAUAUCGGUUCAGCCCCCUUUUUAAGAAAUACACAAUGACAUUAUUAUCUGUUAUUGCCACAUCAAUGAAUAUGAUACUAUGUCAACCUGGCCUAUCUAAUAUCGUAUCGUCACCUAAAAAGUGUCAGAUCUGACAUGACAAAGUCGGACGUCGUUUAUGUAAUGAUGGUAUAGUCAUCUUCUAUAGUUAUAACAGAAUUUUCUCAAAGUUUCUUUCGCAAAAUGAUAAAAAGUGCAAAUCCAAAGAUAAACAAUAAUGAGGAAGAAAAAGCUCACAUGGAUAAAGAAACUGUAGACAAAUGGUAUCUUUCAUUUUCAAAUGUUGAAGAAAUCAGUUAUGAUGAUUCAUUAAAAUUAAAUAAUUAUUCUCACGCUACACAUUGCAUGAUUUAUGCACCUUACAAUGUUUUAACUUUCAGUAAUUACUGGACAAGAGCAGCAAUUUUUAUGCAGAUUAGAUUUGAUGGGUUUUUGGGAUUUCCAGGUGGUUUGGUUGAUAAAAGUGAUAAAUCUUUUGAAAUGUCUCUCAUCAGAGAACUUGAAGAAGAAAUUGGAUGGGACUGUAAAAAGUGUGAAAUACAUAGACAAGAUCAUUUAAUGUCAAAUAUUAUUAAAAAUCAGGAGUUAUGCCUACAUUUCUAUGUUAUAAAGAUUCAAUACAAAGAUUUUAUGGAAUUAGAGAAAAAUUGUUUGACCGCACAUGAUUAUGGAAAAGAAGUAAUGGGCUUUUGUAGGGUUCCUUUAUACACAAUGAAUGAUGGAUAUCGAGGUUUUCCAGCUUUUUUAAAUCAGAAUUUUAUCGGGCAUUCUAAAUAUCAACUACUCAAAUCCUUAUCUUCUACUGGUAUAAUGAGCGAUUCUGAGAUUAAACAAGCCUCUUCGCCCAAUCCUUAUUCCAUAAAAAUAUCUCACACAAAUAAAUGAACUUAAUAUUCUAAGGGCUAAAUAUAAUAGAAAAUUUUUUUUGCAAUACAAUUUUAUUAAUUUAUGCGAGAUAUGUGUAAAAAGAAAAGCUUGGAUAACUCCUCAAUUUCACAAUCAUUAUUUAUGAAAAUAAGUUAUUAUAUCACGUGAUAAAAAAAUUCCAUAAAGCCAUAAAUUUCUAUGCUCAAGCAAGCAUUUUUUUUUAAAUGUAAUAUAUUUGAUUUUCCUAUUUAUUUAAAUUAUAUUUUUGAUAGUAAUAAUUUUUUUGAACUCAUUAUUAUAUAAAUAAAUUUUUAUAACUUUGGCUGAAAAUGUAUUAUAUUACCCGUUAUAUUAAAUAUCAUUAUUUUUAUUUAUUGAAAAUAAAUAGCCUAAAAAUAGUAUGUAACGCAAAACGA
Molecule: messenger RNA, 2009 nt
Organism: Gordionus sp. m RMFG-2023
Lineage: Eukaryota; Metazoa; Nematomorpha; Gordioida; Chordodea; Parachordodidae
Product: U8 snoRNA-decapping enzyme-like
Exons: 6
Coding region: 910-1611 (233 amino acids)
Biological process (GO): mRNA catabolic process; sno(s)RNA catabolic process
Cellular component (GO): nucleus
Molecular function (GO): phosphodiesterase decapping endonuclease activity; snoRNA binding
Source: RefSeq, a predicted model, not a curated record